AUGCCUCCUCGCAAGAAAGCUGCCGCCGCCGACGCCAGUGGGUCUUCCGCUGAUCCUCCCAAGGCUACCAGGUCUAGCACUCGAACCAAAAAGACAGCUCAACCACCGGCGGCCGCUGCCCCUGCAGCGAAACCCAAGGCCAAGCGCGGAAGAGCAGCUGCGGCUGACGAUGCAGAAGACGACGAACCCAAGCCCAGUCGAAAGAAGAGCAAGAAAAACACGGACGACGCGGAGGAUGACGCGCCAAAAGUGAAAGAUGCCCCCGACGCGGAUGAAGAUGAAGAAGCGCAAGACGACGCGCCGGCAGACGUGCCACAGAAGAUGGUCACUGUGAUUAAGCGAGGGGCCGCUCCAGUGGACCCCAUGUCCGGCAAAGUUGAUACCCAUCAGGUCCUGGCCAAUGAUGAAGGUGUUUGGGAUGCUAUGCUGAACCAGACCGAUGUCAGUGGAGGAAGCAAUAAGAACAAGUUCUAUGUCAUUCAGCUGUUGCAUCCUAUCAGCAACAACAAUACAUGUGUGCUGUUCACUCGCUGGGGGCGUGUUGGUGAGAAUGGUCAAACGCAGGUCAAGGGACCUUGGGACGCUGCUAGCGCUGUCCGUCAGUUCAAGAGUCAGUUCAGAGCGAAAGCGGGGGUGGCAUGGGAAGACAGAGUUGGUAUGGUCGCAAAGAAAGGGAAAUAUAUGUGGUUAGAGCGCGACUUCGACGACAAAGAGGACGAAGAGGAUGCUCAAGCAGGCCCCAGCAAGAAAAAGGAUGAACCCAUCCCCGACUCAAAGCUGGCCCCCGAGAUUCAGGAUCUCUGUAAUUUGAUGUUUUCAACGUCGUUGAUAGAUGCCCAUCUUUCGUCUAUGAACUAUGACGCUAAGAAGCUCCCUUUGGGCAAAUUGGCCAAAACCACUAUUUUAAAGGGCUUCGAGGCAUUGAAGAAUCUCUCUGAGGUUAUCGACAAACCGAACAGCGAACUCGCGAACCAAUAUGGUUCAGUUCAAGCAGCCUGCGAGCAUCUUACUAGUGCUUACUACUCGAUCAUUCCCCAUGACUUUGGGCGAACGAGGCCGACAGUCAUCUCUACUGCAGUCGCCUUGAAGAAGGAACUUGACCUUGUCGACGCGCUUGGUGCUUCACAGGAAAUUGCUUCGAAACUCAUCCAAAGUACCACUUUGGUUGAUGACGAUGGCAAACCCCUCAACCCCAUCGACUCGCAUUUCCGUUCUCUUGCCCUUUCGAAAAUGGAACAUGUCGACAGAAGCACCUCAGAAUUCCUCUGCUUGCAGAAGUAUGUCCACGACACCCAUGGACACACUCACCAAAACUUGAAAGUCAAUGUGCAGAAUAUUUACCGAGUGGAGCGCGAUUCCGAAGCAGAAGCCUGGAAUAAUGCUGGGUUUAAUUCGCUUGGAGAUGGCGAGCGGUUCCUUUUGUGGCAUGGCUCUCGAACGACGAACUUUGCUGGUAUCCUAAAGCAAGGCCUCCGAAUUGCUCCUCCAGAAGCACCUGUCACUGGUUACAUGUUUGGAAAGGGUGUCUAUUUCGCUGACAUGAUGUCCAAGUCUGCCAAUUACUGCUAUUCUUACCUGAGCAAUAACGUUGGUCUGCUGCUCCUGUGCGAGGUUGCAGUGAAGCCGUUCUACGAGCGAACCGAUGCGCAAUAUGACGCCGAUAUUCACUGCAAAUCUGCCAAUGCUCGCGCCACCAAAGGUAUCGGCAAAACUCAGCCACUUCAGUGGAAGGAUGCCGGCGAAGCCCUCGAUAACGAAGAGUUGAAGGGUUGCCAUAUGCCAGAUAGCCCGGGCCAAAGUGUGGAUAUUCCAGGUGUAUACUUGCAGUACAAUGAAUACAUUGUAUAUGACCCCUCGCAAAUUCGGUUGAGGUACUUGUUGAUGGUACAGAUGUAG
This is a messenger RNA of Pleurotus ostreatus (oyster mushroom), 1896 nucleotides long. RefSeq lists its product as uncharacterized. Lineage: Eukaryota; Fungi; Basidiomycota; Agaricomycetes; Agaricales; Pleurotaceae. The record is from RefSeq and is a predicted model, not a curated record. The transcript is spliced from 22 exons. The coding region runs from base 1 to 1896 and encodes 631 amino acids. Gene Ontology annotation, molecular function: NAD+ poly-ADP-ribosyltransferase activity.